AUGAUGUCUACCGAUACGAUGUAUUUUAAUAGCUCACGAUCUAUGCCGAGCCAUAGAGGCCGUCAUCAGAAACAAACACGAUUGCAAAAACCUGAUAGGCGAAUGGAGAACCAGAUAAAGCUUAGAAAGCAGCAGUCUGCAGAACCUCCUGUCGUUUCCAAUCAGGAUCAUGAGACUGCUAUGUCACAAUUUGCUUACUCUGGUUAUGGAAAUCAAGGAACUUCGCUGACCACUGCUUCAUCUGAGGCGAUGGAUACCAUGGGUUUUGUAUCAGAUGACUUGAAGCAACUACUUUCUAUGACAGAUUCAAACAAAAAAGAGAACAGCUCUCCGCAACUUAACCACAACCAACAACAACAACAGCCACUGCCUGUUUCGAACUCACCAAGAUUGAGCCCAUCCGGAACUUACCAGCAAUCCCCUUUACCCCCCAACCAAGGACUCUACGGACCUAUGAUGGUCCCUCCACCAUUUUUAAUGAGCAAUGUGCCAAAACUAGGUCCACAUCCCUACGCUGGUAUUGCAAAUGGUCCUGGUAUGUUGCCUAUGUAUGUUCCUAUGAAUGCUGGUCGUCCAAUCAACCAACCUCCUGCAUACCCUCAAGCAAUGUACAAUGCGACUCACCAACAAGGUAUUGCAUUCCCACCGCAACAACUUUUUCAACAUCAACAAUUACAUUCAUCACAGCCACAACCACAACAAGUCCAACAAGUUCAGCAACAAAAACUGCAAUCUCCAGCUCCAAAUAAUGCACAGAUUACAAAAUCAUCUGUGGAGCCGCAAACUGUUGUAGGUAACACAGAACAAACCAAACAACCUGCAUCUGACAACAAACAGAUUUCAAAAUCUCCCAAAGAAGAAUCUCGUCAACAACGUUCUGAGAACUCUUCAUCUCAUUCAAAAACAAAAUCCUCAAAGAAGAGGAAUGCGAGAAAGAACGACAGUAUCCCUCCACAACAGGUUCCAGUUUCGUUUUCAUCACCAUCUGCUCCAUCUUCCAGAUCUUCGAAAAGCAGCAACAAGAAAAGCAAUCAUAUGAGGUCUGAAUCAAGAUCUGAUGAUCAUAGCAAAUGUUAUGCUGGUGCUACGUUUGCUACAGAAGCUCCUCAGGUAACCACCUUGCCGAAACCAAGUUUCGUUUGA
Molecule: messenger RNA, 1143 nt
Organism: Kluyveromyces lactis
Lineage: Eukaryota; Fungi; Ascomycota; Saccharomycetes; Saccharomycetales; Saccharomycetaceae
Exons: 1
Coding region: 1-1143 (380 amino acids)
Source: RefSeq, a predicted model, not a curated record